UUAGGUCGAACUCACUUCCCCCCACCCUUUUUCACGCGGUUCGGACAAACUCUCUCUCUCUCUCUCUCUCUCCUCGCUGACCAGAAACGCUUAUCCCCAAACGCCACACCCGAUUGGACGGAAUUUAUAAAUAUCUCUGCACUCUUCCUCACAUGGAAGAAAACUAAAAAAAUUAAUUUCCACAACACACCCACUUGCCGACACUUUUCACCUCCCCAUACAACAAAUAUACAGAGAAAGAAAGAAAGGAACAAACAAACAAGAAAGAUAAAAGACUCCAAUAAUUCACUACCCCCAUAACCCAUCUCUUUCCUUUCUCUCUCUACCUCAUCUUCUCCCCACUCUCUCUCUCUCUCUCUCCCUAUCUAGUCUCUCUCCAAGGGUCGUCGCGUUGCAGGAGAGGAAGAGUUGAAUCUGACCAAGAAAGAACAAGGAGGAGGCUACGGGCUUUGAAUUACUUAGAAAUUUUACUUUUUUCUAGUGAUCUAGCACUGAUAGUUAGUUGGAGUUGGUAGUGUCCUCCUUGAAUUCCCUUAGGGUUUCUUCCAAGGUUGUGCUUAUUCCGGGGAAGGAUGAUAAUGUUUGACGAAAUGGGUUUUUGUGGUGAUCUUGAUUUCUUUUCGGCCCCACUUGGGGAGGGUGGAGAUAUGGCUGCCCCCACUCAAAAUGAAUCGGAGGCGAUCGUGGAAGAUGAUGAUUACAGUGAUGAGGAAAUCGACGUGGAUGAGCUUGAGAGGAGGAUGUGGAGGGACAAAAUGCGUCUGAAGCGGCUCAAGGAAAUGAAUAAAGGCAAGGAAUGUGUUGAUGCUGCCAAGCAACGCCAGUCCCAGGAGCAAGCGAGGAGAAAGAAGAUGUCAAGGGCUCAAGAUGGGAUUCUAAAGUACAUGUUGAAGAUGAUGGAAGUUUGUAAAGCUCAGGGUUUUGUGUAUGGUAUUAUUCCAGAGAAGGGAAAACCAGUGAGUGGUGCAUCUGACAAUCUUCGUGAGUGGUGGAAGGAUAAAGUGAGAUUUGAUCGCAAUGGCCCUGCUGCGAUCGCGAAAUACCAGGCGGACCAUUCGAUCCCCGGUAAGACAGAGGGGUCGAAUCCGGUGGGUCCAACCCCUCACACUUUGCAAGAGCUUCAGGACACCACCCUUGGUUCGCUGCUUUCAGCUCUCAUGCAGCACUGCGAUCCCCCACAGAGGCGGUUUCCUUUAGAGAAGGGCGUUCCCCCUCCGUGGUGGCCUACUGGGAAUGAGGAGUGGUGGCCUCAGUUGGGUUUGCAAAAGGACCAAGGCCCUCCUCCUUACAAGAAGCCUCAUGACUUGAAAAAGGCGUGGAAGGUGGGUGUUUUAACCGCUGUUAUCAAACACAUGUCCCCUGAUAUUGCCAAGAUUCGCAAGCUCGUCAGGCAGUCUAAGUGCUUGCAAGACAAGAUGACUGCCAAGGAGAGUGCUACAUGGCUUGCCAUUAUAAAUCAGGAGGAAUCAUUGGCGCGUGAACUUUACCCUGACAGGUGUCCCCCUUUGAUGUCCAGUGGUAGUGGCUCUUUCGUAAUAAAUGAUUGCAGUGAGUAUGAUGUCGAAGGGGUUGAAGACGACCAAAAUUUUGAUGUCCAGGAGCAGAAACCCAAUAGUAUUGAUUUGUUGAACAUGGGUAUAGGCCCAAUAGGACGGAUUAAUGAUAGUUUUCAUCCAAUCAAGGAUGAAGUUGUCACCAACUUGGAUUUCACCAGGAAGAGGAAGCCAAACAAUGAACUGAACAAUGUCAUGGAUCACAAGGUUUACACAUGUGAGGUCCUUAAUUGUCCGCAUGGUGAUCUCCGCCAUGGUUUCCAUGACAGGUCUAUGAGAGACAAUCAUCAGUUGAAUUGCCCCUAUAGAAGCAAUUCUUCAGAUUUUGGGUUUUCAAGCUUCCGUAGUAAUGAAGUCAAGCCGAUUGUUUUCCCUCAGGCUUUUGUGAAUCCCAAGCCAGCUGCUCCUGUACCGGUUAACUCGGUCCAACCUUCUUUUGAUCUAUCAGGACUUGGUGUUCCAGAAGAUGGGCAGAAAAUGAUCAGUGAGCUUAUGUCAUUCUAUGAUACUAAUAUCCAAGGAAACAAACAGUCAAAUCCUAUGAGCAUCUCAGUUUCCAAAGAUCAGAAUAUGUCGCACUCUCUUCAGCAACCAAACAUUCAGUGUCAACAGGAGAACAACUACAUCCAUGGUCAAGGGGUUGUGAUGGAGGGUAAUAUUUUUGAAGAAGCUAACUUACCCAUAAAUCGCUCGAUGUUUUCACAACAGGAAAGUCGCUUUGACCAGUGCAAGGUUUUGAAUCCUUCGUUUGAGGCCAACCCAAACGACAACUUUCAAAUGAUGUAUGGAUCUCCGUUCAAUUUUUCAUCGGUUGAUUACCCAGAGCACUUGCAUGUUGCAGCAAGGGAUGCCCUCCCGAAGCCAGACGUCUCAAUCUGGUACUAGCAAAGAAGAUUGUGAAGAAAUCAAAGUCCUAAGUAAGCAUCCUUGAAGAUUCAUCCUAUGGAGCUCUUUAUUCUCAAAAAGUGGAGAUCAAGUGCAAUUUUUCGCUGGCCAAAAUUAUCUUUAAUCAUGGUACUUUGCUUACUAAAUAGUGUAGAGUUUGUCAAGUAGUAGCAGUUCCAGAAUUGAGGUGAUAAGCAAGUGGGAUUUGUCCCCGGGUUGGACCCUGCUGUUGAAAUGUUUCUAGAGUACUUGAUUUGUCAUAUAAAUAAGUUAGGUGCUUUUUGUUUUCUAUAAUACAGCUGAACAAUAUGGUUAGGUUGGAAUCUUAUUGUGGUGGUAUUGGUGUUUAUGUUUUUGGGUUAUGUUCAAUGACUAAACAGUUGUUUGUUUCUUAAUACAUCUGGUUUGUUACUACUA
Rhododendron vialii is the source of this 2855-nucleotide messenger RNA. Its product is annotated as protein ETHYLENE INSENSITIVE 3-like. Lineage: Eukaryota; Viridiplantae; Streptophyta; Magnoliopsida; Ericales; Ericaceae. Gene Ontology annotation, cellular component: nucleus. The transcript is spliced from 2 exons. The coding region runs from base 573 to 2438 and encodes 621 amino acids. Gene Ontology annotation, molecular function: DNA binding; DNA-binding transcription factor activity. The record is from RefSeq and is a predicted model, not a curated record.